Dentiscutata heterogama is the source of this 540-nucleotide messenger RNA. Lineage: Eukaryota; Fungi; Glomeromycota; Glomeromycetes; Diversisporales; Gigasporaceae. The record is from the annotation of a GenBank genome assembly.
AUGGCUUAUUGGAUAAGUAACAAAUUAAACAAAAUUCGGGAUAACUUGCCCCAUAGACAUCCUAAACUACCAGAUUUUCAUUUAGCAGAUGAAAGCUUGCCCUUCCAGAUUGGAAAAAAAAUUUCGGUUAAAGAGUAUAACGAUUUUCUUGAUCGUAACAAAUCAUCAGGAUAUAAAUUUCACUUUGAUAAAAAAAAUGUCUAUAUUAUUGAAAUUGCAUAUACACCACAUGAAGAUGUUAUAUCAUAUCUUCAAGAUUGUUUUAAAGAACCAAAUAAUAGAUUAAAGCUUGGACCGAUAAUAGUUUCUGGGCAACCUUCACAACCAGGUGGUGUAUUAUCCUCAAAUAUAACUUUAGCAGGAAAUGGAAUAUAUGUCAAGGAGUGGGAAUGUGGAACUAUACAUCAUAAUACUCAUGCACCAACCGGUUGUGGAGUUCCAAAUGUUGAAGACUAUACUGCAGUGGUACCCGAUACUGUUGGCGAAAAUUUUGUUAUUGACUUAUAUGACAUACAACAAAUAGUUCUUAAUCUAAAUUAA